Molecule: messenger RNA, 247 nt
Organism: Mixia osmundae IAM 14324
Lineage: Eukaryota; Fungi; Basidiomycota; Mixiomycetes; Mixiales; Mixiaceae
Exons: 1
Source: RefSeq, a predicted model, not a curated record
CCACGUCGAAGUCGAGAAAUCUUGAGGGCUGGACUUGUAUACCUGCGAUGCUCUGCGAUACCCUGCGAUGCUCUGCGAUGCCCUGCGUGCCCCUGCGAUGCCCUGCGUGCAUUACCUGUAUUCCUAUCGAGACGCGCGACCGGCAUGCAGUAAGAGUCAGCAAGCGCUCAGAGGAGCAUGCAGUGAAGCACUUACUCGGCAUCGAUACCAGCGCAAAAGUCGAAAGCCAAGCAUGAACAUCCUGAGC